Molecule: messenger RNA, 1095 nt
Organism: Lycium ferocissimum
Lineage: Eukaryota; Viridiplantae; Streptophyta; Magnoliopsida; Solanales; Solanaceae
Exons: 7
Coding region: 272-808 (178 amino acids)
Molecular function (GO): protein binding
Source: RefSeq, a predicted model, not a curated record
UUAUUGGUUUUUUUUGCUUGAAAGGAAAAGCUUUAUUAACUUGUAGUAACUAGUUAGAAUUGAACAAUGCAGAAGCAAGAGAGAAAUAGUUGUGAAUUCGUGAUUAAACUAGUUAACUUGUAUUUUGUGAUGGUUUCGCUUCCGUUAUUUAUUUUUUCCAAACUGCUUUCAUUUGCUUGCCUUGAGCCGAGGGUCUAUCGGAAACAACCUCUCUACCUCUGCGUACACUCUACCCUCCCCAGACUCCACUUGUGGGAUUACACUGGUUUACAUGUUUACAAAUAUCCAAAGGCAAGAAGAGCGCACCGGAAAAUAUGGGACUCCGAGGGUGCAAUACCUUCAGGAAUUGGUGAGUCAGUUUCAGAAUGCAUCUGCUGAAGAGACAAAAGAGAAGAUUGUUGCUAAUUUGGCGAACUUUGCAUAUGAUCCUUUCAACUUUACCUUCUUGCGCCAGCUUAAUGUUAUAGAACUUUUCCUCGACUGCUUAACUGAGCCUAAUGAGAAGCUUGUGGAAUUUGGGAUCGGAGGGAUCUGCAAUGCGUGUGCUGAUCCAGCAAAUGCUGCUGUUGUCACUCAAAAUGACGGUAUCCCUCUCGUCAUCCAAUGCUUGUCAAGUCCUGUUAGGAGCACAGUAAAUUACGCGUUAGGAGCUCUGUAUUAUCUUUGCAAUGCAUCGAACAAGGAAGAUAUCUUAAAGCCAGAAGUAAUUGAUGCAAUCAAGAGUUAUGCAGCUGCAGGUGAAGUUAGUACAAGCUUCAGUAAUUUGGCUCAGGCUUUCUUAGAUAAACAUGUUCCUGAGCGUAACUGAGAUGAGUAGAAGGUUACAAGCACUCUCUGAACAUACUCCAAUUGUGGUGUUGAUUGAGGCGAAUCUAGGACUAGACCUUUAUGGGUUCUGAAUUCUAGGACAAGGACCUCAAGUGCUAGUAGCUGGGUUCUUUAACUUAAUUUUUGUACAUGUUUAAUGUAUUUCUUAACACAUAUACAGGUUCUGGGAGGGAAAAGAAAUGAACUUCUGUUGGAGCAAUGUUUCGGCCACUUUUAAAGCCAUUUAAAAUGCAUGACGUGAAGAAAUCGAUAUUGAUCCUAACUCAA